This is a messenger RNA of Fusarium keratoplasticum, 1794 nucleotides long. Its product is annotated as Fungal-trans domain-containing protein. The transcript is spliced from 4 exons. Gene Ontology annotation, cellular component: nucleus. The record is from RefSeq and is a predicted model, not a curated record. NCBI's taxonomy places the organism in Eukaryota, Fungi, Ascomycota, Sordariomycetes, Hypocreales, Nectriaceae. Gene Ontology annotation, biological process: positive regulation of transcription by RNA polymerase II; DNA-templated transcription. The coding region runs from base 1 to 1794 and encodes 597 amino acids. Gene Ontology annotation, molecular function: zinc ion binding; sequence-specific DNA binding.
AUGCCGCGAUCUUCUGGUUCCAGCAGCGAGCGACGGCUUCGCUCAGCCACCCCUUCCUUGCCUCAGAAAAAAUCUGUUGCUUUCCUCGACCGCAUUCUUCAGGAGAAUGCAGAACUACGUGCCCGUCUGCCCCCCUCCGAGUCACCUCCCGUCAAUCCUGCCUCGACCCCCUCUCAUCAUGGCCCGAUGCCGAACGAUGACGAAGACGCUGCUCAGAACCAGAUCCUAGAGGAGAGCGACUGGUUUGCUCACACCAGGAGUUCCGACACACCCAUAUGGAUUGGCGAAAUUGCUGAUGCCGCGUUUGCUACUCGCUUUCGCCAGUUUGCUUCCUCUUCCAAGGCACCGAGUCAUAUCCCUCGCACUCAGUUUGCUUCUGAUGAUGCUCUACGUGGUCUCGCGGCAACAGCCCCGCCAUGGCCUUCGCCUGCUUGCGCCAGGCUCUUAAUCGAGACAGCACUCCAGUUUCUACGUCACAACUACCAUAUUGUACGACGGAGCGAGGUUCUCGCGUUGAGUACAGGUGGCUUUGACCAUGUCGGCCACGGGACCGGCCCGGCCUCUACAGCCAAGAUGUGGGCGCUGUUUGCCAUAGGUGAACUGCGAUCAAGCAAAUGCCUAAACAUGAAAAAUAACUUCCCCGGUUUGGCUUACUUUGCGGUUGCGAGUGAUGCCGUUUCAUGUGCCUUUGUAGGCUCUGCCUUGCGACUUGCGACCAUCAUGGGCCUCCAUGUCAACAUCGGCCAUGCCUAUGUUCCAGAUCCCGAGCUGAGGGAGCACCGUGUUCGUGUCUGGUGGUCAGUCUACGUUCUCGAAAGGUUUCUAUCAUCAAAGAUUGGCCUACCACUACUGAUAUCAGAUGAUGAUAUCUCAGUCGACCUGCCAUCGACGAACCCAGCUCUCAACUCUUCAGACUUUGGCGACCACCUCCAUUUUAUGGCCGUGGUGCGACUUGCUAAAAUCGCAGGGAACAUAUCCAGAUCACUCUACGUCCGAACACCUCAGCGUGGGACGUUCCUUCAACGGGUGGAAAACAUUCGAGAGGAGCUUAGUCAGUGGAGAGGCCAGCUUCCCGAACAUAUGAAGCCCGAUUUCACUCGUGGGAGUGGCAGUAACAUAUAUUCUCAGCCUGUCACGUCUCCUCUACAACUCACAUUCAACCAGUUGUUUAUCCUAGCAACAAGACCAGUGCUACUCUUCGUAUUCCGACGUCACAUCGAAGGAAGUGUCGCGACUACAGCAGACAGCAGUCUUCCUGGCCAUGCAUUAGAGAUUGCUGACGCUUGUAUUCACUCUGCGAGACAAUCCUUCCAACUAUUGUCUCAAUGCUGGGUGAACGGCGACUUUCACGUCUUCAAUUAUUCAUAUGUUCAACAUCUCUUUUCAGCUGCCGUCAUUCUCGCAGUAGCUGGCACUCUAGAUCGAGAAACUUCGCAGAACGAUAACGAUGAGUUCAAUCUUGCAUCAGGCUUCCUCCAGCAACUGGAACAGAAUGGCCAUUUCGCCGCGAUGGAGUUUUACUCUCACAUCAAGGAGAUUCGAUCUACUCUAGAGAGACUGCAUUCGACAGAUGGUUCCCUCCUUACAUCCGAGAACUCUGGGUCACAGCCCUCUGUACAAACUUUCCAAUCGACAUUCAGUGACCAGACCAUGGCAGCAACUUCACAUGAAGAUGGUCAUGGCCUUCAGUUUGUGGAUGAUUUGCCUUUAGAUCUAUCGUUCCUUGAUGAUUGGAUUUACGAAAAUGCUCUUCAACAACUGUGUUGGGAGGAGCAUUUGCCCAGUAAUGAUUAG